This is a messenger RNA of Klebsormidium nitens, 1253 nucleotides long. The record is from the annotation of a GenBank genome assembly. NCBI's taxonomy places the organism in Eukaryota, Viridiplantae, Streptophyta, Klebsormidiophyceae, Klebsormidiales, Klebsormidiaceae.
GGAUCUGCGCACUGAUCCAAAUUGCGAAGACGAGGGGCCUAGCCAGACCUAGCCUGGAGGAGAGAGUAGAGAAGAGCCCUGGGCCUGGGUUUCCUCCAGCUCCACAACAGAUGCCACAAACGUCAUUCACUUCAAAACUAUAACAUCUGUUGAGUCGUUCGACUACACCACUUGGGCCGCUCGCUGCUGCAUAUUCAGCCAAUUUGGUAGUGAAGCCUGCAGUGGGAAGCGCUGUGACUUGGAUGCUUGUCUAUUUAUUAUAGCUAUUCCAUCAAGUGCGAAGAUUUCUGGAAGGGCUCCACAACUUACAGCUGCACCUACUGUGCGAUUGCAUCUGUGAAACCGUGCGGCACCUUCGCUGUCGUUGUCUUUCUUAAAAGUCUGGUUGUCUUUGAAGCGUCACCAAGUGAGCCAUAUGUUGAAAGACGCUGUUGGUCCGCUCUAUAAGCAACAGCUCUGUUCACCUUUUCUCAGCUGUAGAGGACUGCCAGCUCACUGAGGUUGCUGUGGCUUCAACCGGCUGACGCCAAGUGUCCCCUCCUGGUUGGUAAUUUUUCAUUCGCCAGAGCGUUGAAAAUGCAGGAAGCGCAGCACGUUUUUGUGCCCCGGGAGACAUUGCCAGACAGUCUGAGCUCACUCUCCACAAGCUCGGAGAAGGCGUCACUGCUCGGCGCUCGCCUCUACGUUCACACGGAGAAUGGGGUGCAAUGCCCGGCUGUAAAGCUGGGGGAGAGAGGCUACCACGUACAGGGUCAUCUCGUGUCCGCAGGGGCAGACGUCGGUAAACUCCUAGAAAAGGCCGACGCGCUUGAAAACUUCCCAGCCCGCUCCGAGAAGGAUGUUGUCAAGGUUGUCACAGAGAGUGGAAAGAGAGUGAACGCAUACGUCUACCAUAUGGACGAGGUUGAUAAGCAGCAAGUAGUACCUGAGAACGUCUGGAAAGCUUCUUAGAUUGUUUGGAAACUUGAGAAAAGUGAAGUGUGUACAUGUCGAGUCAGAAACAGGAGUCUCUGUUUCAAAAGGUGUUGAAGAAGCUAUAUGCUUGAGUGGCCCUUUUCUACCAUAAAAGCAGAAUACCAUCUAGAUUGUUUGUUCUGCGGACUUGAAUGCAGUGCUCAAGUCUGUUAAAAGAUUCUGGCCAAGCACUGGAACAUCUCCGCUCUUCUUGUGACUAUCCUUGAGAUCGUUCCGGUCGUCUUUGAUAUCAAAAGACCCUUUUUGACUGCGUCUUACGAGCAUCAAUAUAUCCCGCU